This is a messenger RNA of Fusarium redolens, 918 nucleotides long. RefSeq lists its product as uncharacterized. The transcript has 5 exons. Gene Ontology annotation, biological process: DNA-templated transcription. The record is from RefSeq and is a predicted model, not a curated record. Gene Ontology annotation, molecular function: zinc ion binding; DNA binding. Bases 1 to 918 code for a protein of 305 amino acids. NCBI's taxonomy places the organism in Eukaryota, Fungi, Ascomycota, Sordariomycetes, Hypocreales, Nectriaceae.
AUGGCCGAGCCUGCUCCAACAGUCGGUGGCACAAUGAGACGUGUGCCGUGCCGACUCGGCCAGGAUCGUGACGGCGCAGCCCAUGUCAUACAGGUGUCGCAUCCACCUCAUACAACAAAUUACAGCGACCCGACAUUACACAAACUGGCGGACGGCAGUGCACCGACUCGGGAUGCUAACCAGGCGUCGGCGCAGAUUCAUGACCUUCCAGGCAUUGCUUGGCAACACCUGUUCCCCCCGGGCAAUGGCCAAGCAACGACAACUCCCAGGGAGGAAGGGGAAAGCCCACCGAGCUCUGGGAUCUCUGCUACUUUACCGAGUCGGAAUGCUUUCGCUUAUCGAUUCCUAGCCGUCAACAAUCUCAAUUCUAUAUCCUCUCAGGACAUCAACUUCCUUGAAUCGCAAAGUUGUUUCCUCGUCCCCGUUCGACAUAUCUUGGACGAGUUUGUGGAGCAAUAUUUUCAACAUUCCCAUCCACUGCUGCCCUUCCUCGACGAAGGUGGAUUCUGGGGCAUGUACUCUCCCCAGGCCCCGGAAGAUUCCGAGGGGACAAUGCCGCUGUUGGUCUUCUACUCGAUACUGUUUUCGUCCUGCAACUUCGUAUCACAAGCUAGCAUAGUCGCGCUAGGCUUCCCAAGCAUUCGUGCCGCCAGAGCUUCUGUGUACAGGAGGGCAAAGCUGCUGUAUAAUCUUGAGACUGAGUUGUCUCCUGUCCAUCUUUCACAAGCCGCCCUCCUCACCUACUGGUCUCCAUCCGACUCGUAUCGGCUCAAGAGACCCCACUCCACAUGGCUGAGUAUGGCAAUACAGAAUGCCCAGGCCGCACAAGCCCCGAAACAUGCGGCCAUGUACACCAUCUCGAAGACGGUCGAUGUGAAGCACUACAAAAGACAAAUCUCACUAAAGCGUUUGUUAUAA